AUGGGAUACAAUGUUGUUAUUUUGGUUGGUGGUGAAACCACAGGUACCAGAUUCAGACCACUCUCGAUCAAUUCACCCAAAUUACUAUUUGCAAUCGCUGGUAGACCCUUAAUUGAACAUAUCAUAGACUCAUUAAUCAGCCAGGUUAAAGAGAUAGACAAUGUGUUUUUAUUAGGAUUCUAUAAAGAUUCUAGCAAGUUUGUACAAUUCACUAAAGAUAUGGAAAAUAAACUCCCACACAUUGGUUUUGAGUACUUAUCAGAGGCUAAUUCGAAAGGCACAGCAGGAGGAUUAUAUUACUUCCAAGAUAAGUUAUUUCAAGGUAAAGGGAUCGUUUUCAUUCAUGGGGAUAUCAUCUGUGAUUAUCCAUUUAAAAAGCUUGUGGACUUCCAUGAAAAGCACACAUCUAAUGUCACAAUUUUAGGUAUCAACCCUCUUACCAUAGUUGAAAAUUUCAAGAAGUAUUUGAGUGUGAAAGCUGAUGAUUCUGAUCAAUUGGUAGGUGACAAUAUAAACAAUAAAUUUGGAACUAUUGUUUCACCCAAAAGUUCUGUUAAUGUUGAACAUUAUGUGGAAAAGCCAUCGAAGGAUUUCACAAUCCAAUUCAACACCAAGUUUGAUAUUUUGAUCAAUGGUGGAAUAUAUAUCCUUGAUAAAAAGAUUUUUGAAGUGUUGAAGGGAAGGAGGGAAGAGAUUUCUUUGGAAUGGGAUAUUCUUAGGAAUUUGCCUGAUUCUGAUUUAAAGUUCAACGUCUUCAAAGAUAACGUAUUUUGGUAUAAUUUGAAAACCCCCUUAUCAGCAUUAUUAGCUAAUGGUUUCUUUUUGAAACAACAAAACGCUGUUUAUGACAAUGAAAACAUUGGGCCCAAUGUUUCCAUUGGGAAGAAUGUUAUUAUUGGAAAAGGGACCAGAAUAAAAAAUGCUAUCAUCGGCGAUAAUGUUGUCAUUGGAGAUAACUCUUUUAUCAAUAAUGCAAUCAUCUCCAAUAAUGUGAAAAUUGGCAAAUGGGGUAGAAUUGAAGGAACCAUCACCAAUGCUACCAUUUGCAGAGACGUGAUACACACCAAUUCUGAUGGUAAUAUCAGGUUAAUCAACAAUAUUGUUGUAUUAUGUGAAAACAUCUCAGUCUUGCAGGAUAUAUUCGUAUUCAAUUCCAUUGUAUUACCACACAAGGAAUUGAAAUUCGAUACGAAAUAUGAAAUCGUUAUGUGA
Yamadazyma jaroonii is the source of this 1212-nucleotide messenger RNA. The record is from the annotation of a GenBank genome assembly. NCBI's taxonomy places the organism in Eukaryota, Fungi, Ascomycota, Pichiomycetes, Serinales, Debaryomycetaceae.